CCACUUUAAGGUUUCAUUCAUACAAAUAGUCUCCAGAAAAUUCCUAAAUACAAUAACCCCAAUUAAUAACAGCAAUACUACUAGCGGACAAAAAUUCAAAAUGUUCAGAGCAUCUAGAAAUCUCUAUUGAAACAAGCAUCUUGUAUUCAAAUAUUUGUGUGCAACCUUAUCGUGUUGCAUUAGUUUCUUCCUUGCCUCUGUAGCGUUCUUUUGCAGGCGGUGGAUCAUACAAGCACUGUUUUGUGCAGGGAAACAAUCUUUAUAUCUGCCUCCCACUAAGAGAAGAACAACUUUUGGCCAGAAAGCCGAGCUGUAGCCAUCAAAAUUUUCACAGCUCUAUCCGAACAACGACAAGUAGAUUCAGGAUAAGAGACAAUGGCAUCAACGUUGUGCAGUAUGACAGGAAUCAGCACUUCUGCAGCUCUCAACAACACUGGAAGAGAGAAGAUGAGUGCAACUUCUAACAAAUAUUGUACGUUGUCCUCCGCAUCUGCAUUUGCACCCAUUUCCCUUAGAGGUUUAAGCAGAAGGCAAACAAUGAGACUACAGAAAAGUGACCGGGGACUUAGUGUAAGGGCUAUGGCAAAAGAAUUAUACUUCAACAAAGAUGGAUCAGCGACAAAGAAACUGCAGGUGGGUGUCAACAAGCUUGCUGAUCUUGUUGGCGUCACUCUGGGACCAAAAGGCAGAAAUGUUGUUUUAGAGAGUAAAUACGGUGCGCCAAAAAUUGUGAAUGAUGGUGUGACUGUUGCUAAGGAGGUUGAAUUAGAGGAUCCUGUAGAGAAUAUUGGAGCCAAGUUGGUGAGGCAAGCUGCAGCAAAGACAAAUGAUUUGGCAGGUGAUGGAACUACCACAUCGGUGGUUCUUGCACAAGGUUUAAUAGCCGAAGGCAUAAAGGUUGUUGGAGCUGGAGCAAAUCCCAUUCAGAUUACCAGGGGUAUUGACAAGACUGUGAAGGCUUUAGUUACUGAACUAAAAGCUAUUUCCAAGGAGGUUGAAGAUAGUGAGUUAGCAGAUGUGGCUGCAGUAAGUGCUGGGAACAAUUAUGAAGUAGGAAAUAUGAUAGCAGAGGCCAUGAGUAAAGUUGGUAGGAAGGGUGUAGUAACCCUUGAAGAAGGAAAGAGUGCAGAAAAUAAUCUAUAUGUUGUAGAGGGAAUGCAAUUUGACCGUGGAUAUAUUUCUCCAUAUUUUGUGACUGACAGUGAGAAGAUGACUGCAGAGUAUGAGAAUUGUAAGCUAUUGUUGGUUGAUAAAAAAAUAACAAAUGCAAGAGACAUGAUUGGCAUAUUGGAAGAUGCCAUUCGUGGUGGUUAUCCCAUCUUAAUAAUUGCUGAAGACAUUGAGCAAGAAGCCCUGGCUACCCUUGUUGUGAACAGGCUUCGAGGUGCAUUAAAGAUUGCAGCUUUAAAAGCUCCUGGAUUUGGAGAAAGGAAAAGUCAGUAUUUGGAUGACAUUGCUGUGUUGACUGGAGGCACCGUCAUUAGAGAUGAAGUGGGGCUGGCCCUUGACAAAGUUGGGAAUGAGGUUCUGGGUACUGCUGCCAAGAUAGUACUGACAAAAGAUUCAACAACAAUAGUUGGUGAUGGAAGGACUCAGGAGGCUGUUGAGAGAAGAGUUAAUCAAAUUAGGAGCUUGAUUGAGGCUGCUGAACAAGAAUAUGAGAAAGAAAAAUUGAAUGAAAGGAUUGCUAAACUAUCUGGGGGAGUUGCAGUUAUACAGGUAGGAGCACAAACAGAGACAGAGUUAAAGGAAAAGAAGUUAAGAGUGGAGGAUGCUUUGAAUGCUACAAAGGCAGCUGUUGAGGAAGGCAUUGUUGUUGGUGGAGGGUGUGCUCUCUUGAGGCUUGCUUCAAAGGUUGAUGCUAUCAGAGACACACUUGAAAAUGAGGAACAGAAGAUUGGUGCAGGUAUUGUUAAACGAGCUUUGAGCUACCCUGUGAAAUUAAUUGCAAAGAAUGCAGGAGUAAAUGGAAGUGUUGUAAUUGAAAAGGUCCUUUCCAAUGAUAAUCCCAAAUAUGGAUACAAUGCUGCUACAGGCAGUUAUGAAGAUUUGAUGGCUGCAGGAAUUAUUGAUCCAACUAAGGUGGUUAGAUGUUGCCUAGAGCAUGCAGCAUCAGUGGCAAAGACAUUUUUGACAUCUGAUGUUGUGGUUGUUGACAUCAAGGAACCAGAACCAGCCAUGCCUGCUGGAAACCCCAUGGAUAACUCAGGUUAUGGGUACUGAGGGGAAAACCUGAAUAAAGCAAACCAAAUUUGUGUUCCUGUUUUGAGAUAAUGCCCCCAGUAAAGGGUAUUAAUUCAGGCUAAUCAAAUCUAAAUGAAAAUUUGAUAGCUUUACACUUUCAGCCAGAGAGUUGAAAAUUUGGCUGAAAGUUCGGCAUGUUUAGAAUAGCAGUGCGGUUUUGGCAUCUGCAAUUAUUUUGCAGGAAUUUUUCAUGUAGAAGAGACAUUGUAUGGCACUGGUGGUGUUAUAACACCAUAAUGAGUUUUUAAUUUUCUGUUUAGUUGCUAUGGAUACUUGCAUGGUUUAGUUUAAUGCAGUUUUAUAGCGGCAGGUUUUGUUUCUAUUUUAAAGUUAGGAACCCAAGAAUUAUGAGGUUUCUAUUUAUUGAUGGUAUCUUGCAUUUCA
Molecule: messenger RNA, 2628 nt
Organism: Cryptomeria japonica (Japanese cedar)
Lineage: Eukaryota; Viridiplantae; Streptophyta; Pinopsida; Cupressales; Cupressaceae
Product: ruBisCO large subunit-binding protein subunit beta, chloroplastic
Exons: 16
Coding region: 376-2223 (615 amino acids)
Biological process (GO): protein refolding
Molecular function (GO): ATP binding; ATP-dependent protein folding chaperone
Source: RefSeq, a predicted model, not a curated record